AAAUUUUAUUACAAGUCCUAGUGCUAGCCAGUGAAAUAGCUGUUAUCAUCACGUUUUACUUUUUCCAACGACAAUGAUGUUAAGUUUAAUGUUUUUUGUUUAUUCAUUGUUUGGUUUACACCUAAUUCCGAAUUAUAUAGAAUGCGCACCAUCAGAGGCGAGUUCGAGUAAGACGGCGGCUUACGAUUGGCAAUGGCUACAGUCCAUAAAUCGUAUACCGAUGGGCAAAUCACAUAAAUUGUCGCACCAGCAAAUGUAUCUGUUGUCAGAGAAUCCGGCGGAUUCUGCGGGCGGCCUAGAAAUGUACACGCAGAAAAUGAGAGAACUGAAAUGCAUUUACGGCAGAAUCUUUCAGGGUAUGUUCGACUACACAAAUAGGGUGCUGACACGGAAUGCGAACGUUACGGAAGCGUGGCCGGCGUUGGAAGAGUUUAAAAAAAAAAUCGCCAAAAUGUUUUCCGCUCUGCUAGCGGCAAACGACCAUGCGUACCCGUGGAUGUGGCGCGUUUACUUCAUGGUGUACGCCGUCGAAAGGCCAACGCUGACCGAGUUCAUUUCCAGUUACAAAACCGACACCGUGUUAAAAGGCAACAUCUACACGUUUGUCGAUUCGUGUACCGCGCAACAUUACCUGCACCCGUCGGGUAACACAAACGCCGAACAGUAUGUGAUCGACAGUUUAACGGUGCAGGGCCAAAACCAAUCGGACUACGCCUAUCAAAAUGCCAAUUUGUUUGGCAUGGACGAAUUGUUACUGAAAGCAUUUCGCACAGACUCCAUGUUCGAGCGAUCCCGAGUUAACGAUUUCCAAGACAAGUUGAAAAAGCGACUGUUCGCCGUUUGGGAUGCGCCGAGGAGUGAUUUCUACUCGAAACACAUCGAUCUCGUCAUUCACCACAAUUUGAUCGCCACGUUAAUACAUUGUUCCAUUUCUCACUAUGUUUGGAUGUAUUUGGACACGGUCAAGAAAGAUCAAUCAGUCAAUACCCAAACCGCUUUGGAUGCGUUGAUGUCGCCCUUAAACCUCGCCGUCAAGCUGUUGGAUAACCACAGCGAUGAGUUUUACAACGAUUUGCUGUCGAAAAUCCAGUCGAGAACGGUCAGUGCGGGAACGUUGCCGGGUCUUUUGGCUAAGGCCAAAGAGAACUUUGGUAGUCAUUUUUCCUCGUUGAGCGUACACGGAGCGUCACGAAACAACAUAGAACUCAUUGAAAUGUUGACGAAAAAAAAAAGUAACUCUGAUAAGAAUACUGCUUCAAUAUUCGCGUCCGAUUUAAAAAAUUAUAUAAAAAAACUCGGUAGUUUUUCGUUCGAGUUGAUUGAUUUUUAUAAAUCAAGUACAGUUGGAAAUAAUUAAAUAGUAUAUUAAAAUAAUAACCCACAUUUACCAUGAAUUAAAAUGUAUUACAAUAAUGUAACUGCACUCCUCGUCACUUUUAUUAAUUAAUCGGUAUCACUUUUAUAAUUUUAAGCAAACACUGUAUACUGCAUUUUAGUCUGUAUUUAUAAUUAAUGCCUGUCAUGGCGUACAUAAAUUAAUUAAAAUCCUAUUUUAAAUGUCACAACAUCACUUUU
Molecule: messenger RNA, 1575 nt
Organism: Adelges cooleyi (spruce gall adelgid)
Lineage: Eukaryota; Metazoa; Arthropoda; Insecta; Hemiptera; Adelgidae
Exons: 2
Coding region: 74-1357 (427 amino acids)
Source: RefSeq, a predicted model, not a curated record